Chlorocebus sabaeus (green monkey) is the source of this 2886-nucleotide messenger RNA. It is a transcript of the gene LONRF3, whose product is annotated as LON peptidase N-terminal domain and ring finger 3. The record is from RefSeq and is a predicted model, not a curated record. Gene Ontology annotation, molecular function: ubiquitin protein ligase activity; metal ion binding; protein binding. NCBI's taxonomy places the organism in Eukaryota, Metazoa, Chordata, Mammalia, Primates, Cercopithecidae.
UAGGCGGCGCGGGGCGCCCGGCAUGGAGCUCCCGGAGGCGCGGCAGGGUCCGGAGCUCGGUGGCACGGCGGCGGUGGCUGCCCCGAUUUCCUCCAGCUGCCAGUCUUUGCUUCGUGUCCCCAGUCCCUAGACGCCUCUUCCCCUCCCGUGUCCCUCUUCCUAUGGAGUCCUUACGGACCGAACAGAUGCUGAGCUUGCCCGCCGAGGUCAGCAGCAACAACUUGGAGCCGGCGGAGCGAGGGGCAUCAGCGGCCCAAGUAGACAUGGGCCCCCACCGAGAGGCGGCUGCAGAGAGCCCAGCACCUCUACCGACGCGGGAGCCACAGCAAGAGCAGUCUCCGGGAACCUCAACGCCGGAGAGCAAAGUCCUGCUCACGCAGGCAGACGCCUUGGCGUCCCGGGGGAGAAUCCGGGAAGCCCUCGAGGUGUAUAGACAGCUCUCCGAGCGGCAGCAGCUGGUGGCUGAGCAGCUGGAGCAGCUGGUGCGCUGCCUGGCGGACAAAGUCCCGCAAGGCGAGGCGCUGGCGCCAGCGCCCCCGGGCGAGGGUAGCACUGCAAGCGGCGCCGUGGCGGCGGAAGAGACGGGGGCCGCCGCAGGCGCGGCGGCCACCGAGGUGUGGGACGGCUUUAAGUGCCGGAAAUGUCAUGGGUUUCUAUCAGACCCCGUGUCCUUGUCGUGUGGCCACACCUUUUGUAAACUGUGCCUGGAACGUGGGCGGGCCGCCGACCGGCGCUGUGCGCUGUGCGGGGUCAAGCUCUCCGCGUUGAUGGUGGCCACUGGGCGGGCGCGUGGAUCCCGGCGGGCUGGGCAGCAGCCUCCGCCGCCGCUGCGAGUCAACGUGGUGCUCAGCGGCCUCCUCGGGAAGUUGUUCCCAGGCCCGGCGCGGGCGUCGCAACUCCGGCACGAGGGCAACCGGCUGUACCGCGAGCGCCAGGUGGAGGCGGCGCUGCUCAAGUACAACGAGGCAGUUAAGUUGGCUCCGAAUGACCACUUGCUUUAUAGCAAUCGGUCUCAGAUUUAUUUCACCUUGGAGUCUCAUGAGAACGCACUGCAUGAUGCAGAAAUAGCAUGUAAGCUCCGCCCGAUGGGUUUUAAGGCACAUUUCAGAAAAGCCCAAGCCUUAGCCACCCUAGGCAAGGUGGAGGAGGCACUAAGGGAGUUUCUCUACUGUGUAUCCCUUGAUGGAAAGAACAAGAGAGCAAGAUGUGAAGCCCAAAGACUUCUCCUUAGUUUCUUUUCACCAUCAGUCCCGGGGGAUUCUCAGGAACAUUCUCCCGAUAUCCUGAAGCUGUUGGCACCUCACCCUAGAUUAAAGGAAAACGUAGAGUCAAUGACUACUGAAGUUACCAGCCAUAAUCUGCCAAGGUUGUUACAGGACAAUCUGGAGCUCCCACAUUGUUCUAGUCAGGAGGAAGCUGCAGCCAGGGGAGAUGGCAGCAGUCUGAUGGAUCCAGCUAAAGUGAAGGGGGAUGGUCAGCAGCACCACAUGAAAGACCAGGAAGAAGAGGAGGAGAAGUGGGAUGCUACCUCUCCAAAAGCUGCUUCCAGCAAGACUGGAAAAUGCCAGGAAAAGAAAAGGAAACAUUGCCAAAUUGAAUCCCAAGAAGACACAGGGAUGCCUAAUAAAGCCUCCAAGCAAGAUCCUCCCACUGAUCAGGGGGACAAACCUGCUCUCAGUUUACCACUUGCAUCUUUCGACGCAUCUGACCUUGAAUGCGCUCUAUGUAUGAGAUUAUUCUAUGAGCCAGUCACAACACCUUGUGGGCAUACUUUUUGCUUAAAAUGCCUAGAAAGAUGCCUAGAUCACAACGCCAAGUGUCCAUUGUGCAAAGACGGUCUUUCACAGUGCUUGGCAUCAAGAAAAUACAGCAAAAAUGUAAUAAUGGAGGAGCUCAUAGCUAAAUUCCUUCCAGAAGAACUGAAGGAACGAAGGAAGCUUUACGAAGAGGAAAUGGAAGAACUUUCUAACCUUAAUAAGAAUGUGCCUAUUUUCGUGUGUACUAUGGCCUAUCCCACCGUUCCUUGUCCCCUGCACAUCUUUGAGCCUUGUUACCGCCUGAUGAUUCGUAGAUGCAUUGAGACAGGCACGAGACAGUUUGGCAUGUGCCUUGGAGAUCCUGUCAAAGGGUUUGCAGAAUAUGGCUGCAUCCUAGAGAUCAGAAAUGUUCAAUUCUUUGCCGAUGGCCGCUCAGUGGUUGACAGCAUAGGAAAGAGGCGCUUCAGGGUGCUCCAUCAGAGCCAGCGGGAUGGCUACAACACAGCCGACAUUGAAUACAUUGAAGACCAAAAGGUUCAGGGAGAGGAUUGUGCUGAGCUCAUGGGAUUACAUAACUGUGUCUAUCAGCAAGCGUCAUUGUGGUUUCAUUCACUCAAAUCAUCCCUAAAGAAUCGGAUACUCAAUCACUUUGGUCCCAUGCCGGAGAAAGACGCUGAUCCUCAGAUGAACCCGAAUGGCCCAGCCUGGUGCUGGUGGAUGUUAGCGGUUCUUCCCUUGGAAAGCCGAGCUCAGCUCCCCUUCCUAGCAAUGAGGUCCUUAAAGGACAGACUGAAUGGUAUUCGACGAGUCCUGGCCUUCAUAUCCCGAAACCAAAACUAGUGAGUGGAUUGCUGAAGAGGAGCUCCCACCUUCCCCACUGCCGUUGGGAGGAGUCUUGUAAAUAUAUCUAAUUGCAAUAAUAUCUUAAGGGAGUGUCAAACAGAGGCGUCAGCCUGCUGUUGAUCACAGAGAGAAAUUGAGUAGAAAGACCAAAAGAAUGUGACCUAUUUGAAACUUUCUGUCUUAAGAUGCUUCUUGACAUGCUGCGUAACUACAUAAACAGCAGAGGUGUUUAAGAGCCCAGAAAAACAUAAUUUGAUUUUAACAUUAAAAUUUCCAAAAGUUUAAA